AUGAGCGGCAGUGGUGGCUCCCCUUCCAACUGCGGCUCCUCCCCCGCGAGGCCGACCUCUCCUUCGCUCGGCUCAUCCAGCGCUUCCACCGCUACCGUCACCCACCCCGCACCACCCGACACCGUCCUCACCGCCCUGAACUUCACGCCCUUCAAGACCAAAAACACCCGACGUGAUCUGACGACCUCGUACCGUGCCUUCAAACAAGCCUGGUCCGCGAUCGAACGAACGACCGUCCUCCAACACUCUGCUCGAAGGUUGGGCGAACGAGCGGCCAAUGUGCUGUUGGUGACGACCGACAAGUUGCAGGCUUAUGAACCCAAGGAUGCGAGGGACAAGAUCUUGGGCAAAGUGCCCACUUAUGAGUUUCAGGCCGAGGCGAACCCGCAAGAGACCAUGUUCAAGCUGCAGUCGUGAGUUCGCAGCUGGCAGCUGGGAUGCGGCGUGGCCUCGUUCACCUCCUUUCCUGCGAGUCGCGCGCGGGUGGGAAGGGGUCGAGGCGGAGGCAGCGUAUCUCGCGCGGGAUGUCCCUCACUCGCUCAGGUACUGACAGCGCUGUCUUAUCUCCCUCUAUCAGCAUCAUGAUCGACCUCCAAACAGCCAUGACCCUCCUCGCCUCCCCUCGUCAAGACCAACAGGUGCUUCUCGUGCGCGACCUCUCCUCGACCGUCCGUUCGCUCGAAAAACUCAACGCCCAACUCACCAACGCUGUCGAGAUGUACGAGCUCUUCAUCUCGACCGAACCGUGGGCUCUCGAGAACGAACAUGAUCUUGCCGCCGAUUAUGCGACCUUGCCUCGUCUGUUUCAACUCGCUUUUGCACUGAGGGGUCCGCUUUAUACUGGUUUCCUCAAAGAUCAUCCCGCACCACCUGGGGAGAUCGCUUCCAUCUCCAAACGAAGGGACAAUUAUCUCGCUUGGUGUCUCGAGACGAAUCCGCUGCUGAGACAAGAUCCCUCGACACCGACGUCGGCGAGAAAGAGAUGGGUACUGAUCACGCCUAGCCCCGAAGCAUCACCCGUGUCGCCGCUUUUCCCCAAGGGGGGUGCGGGAACAGUACCCGUUCUAUCACGAUCACGUGCACCAUCGUCGCCAACUGCAGCUGCUCCCGCCGGUGGGUCCAGACGAGUAAGAAGCUCGACCAUGAUCAACGAAGUCAGCCCCUCGCCGCCCUCGAUCAAAGCCGGAACCGUAGUAGAGACCAAAGAUAUCCCAUCGAGUCCCACCACCAGUCCAGAAACGUCUCCAACAAUCCCAAGCUCUUCCCCCUGGACGGCUUCUCUCUCAAAUUCUCCCAAAGAACUCAGCGCCGAUACCCCGGACUCGACCCCUCCCACCACACCCCAAAUUGUGACCUCGAUCUACCCCAACACAGUCGCCGAUCGUGCCUCUCGCCUUUCCACCGAACCCGACGAACACUCUUUCCUCUCCAUCGGGGACCAUCCCAACGUAAGCUCUGACUCCUCCGGUGCAUCGGACGAUGAACCCGAUUCACCGACGUCGGGUACCCCUCGUCAACUUCCUCGUCUGCUCGAGAACGGGUCAUCCAAAUCAAGUCCGGCUUCCGAAGUACCCCCUGCCAAAGGUCUAGGGAUCCUCGAUUCGCUCAAUGCAGCGGUCACUACCGAACCCGACGCGGCUCCAGAUUCUCCCGUGGAGGAGAAGAAAUCGAACUUGCUUAGCUCACCCAGAUCACCCCGACGCGUCCCUUCGAUCCCUACCCUCCCCGCUAUCCCAGAAGACGAACUCUACCGACCCGAACCGCCGACGCCGACGCCGAUCCCGUCUUUUAUCGUUCGACCCGCGACACCUCAGUGCGAAUCCCUCCAAGCGGGGGAAAAGGGAUCAACACCUCAAACCACAAGUUUGCGUAUCCUCUCACUCGACGGAGGAGGGAUCCGUGGCUUGACGCUCCUAUACACCCUGCGCUCCAAACUCGCCAAAGACUCUCCACCACCAUAUCAAGUCUUUGAUCUUAUCACGGGAUGUGGAACCGGAGGAUUGGUCGCGAUCUUGUUGGGUCGAUUGAGGAUGACGAUUGAUGAGGCGAUCAAUACCUAUUUGUCGAUCGCGAGGCAGGCAUUCAUCUCCAAGGAGCUCGUGCGCAAGAAAAGUCGCUGGAGUCGACUGUUCGGAGGUCCAGGUUCAACAGCUGACCGAAGCGAAAUCGGCAAACUCCUUCCCGGAACCCGCGACCAUGGGCUCGAAGAAGCCCUUCUCGAACACCUCGACGACGUCCCCAUGCUCGAAGAAUCUUCUGCUCUCGAAGCGAAGCGAUGCAAAGUGGCCAUCUUGGCCUACGAACAAAGUUCCUACGGAGGCGACGGUGCCCCCGUCUGGUUCCGUUCUUACCUCGACGACAACGACGAGAACCUCGAUUCACCUUGCAUCCGAACCGUCGUUCGAGCGACGAUGGCUUCGAGCGCCUUCUUCAGACCUUUCAAACUCGCCGAAGAGCGAGCAUCUUUCAUCGUCGCUCCUGAAUCACUCAAUCCCGCCGAUCUAACGCUAGACGAAGCGCAUCGCAUCUCCGAGACCCUCGGACCGGAUGCUACCGAACUCCCCAAACUAGAGAUCGUCCACUUCCUCUCCCUCGGCGUAGGUCAAAUCCCUUCCGGCAUCCGUCUUUCCUCCAAAACCAAGAUGCGCUCUCUCAAACUCGUUACCCGGAUCGUAGAAGAGAACCAAAGUGCUUAUGAACGCGUUUUGAGAAGGGCGAGGAGGGAGGGGUGGUCGGAAAGGAUCGAGAGGAUUGAUGUGGAUUUGGUCGGGAGGGAUGACAAAGGGAUUGAUGAGUGGUUUUAUCAUAUUCUUUUGAGGGACGCUAUUGAACGGUUCGUGAACGGUGGGGACCUGAGUACCACUACUUCGGGGGCUGCGGAUAGAGUGGGGAGUGGGGAUUUCGAAUUUCCUUCGACGACGCCGACGGAAACGAUAAAGUCGACAAAUCCAAGACGUGAGUAUCCCGGUCUCUCUCUCUUCGGUCCUCCAAAUCACUCACCUUCUUCUCCAAUCCCAGCCACUUCAAUGCUAAGCACCUUCACGUUCCGCCGCUCCUCAAUCCAGCGCUUAUCCCUCCGGCCCGAAAGCUCCUCAAGCUCCUCAGCAACCUCCCCCCUGCGUCGAUCAGUUUCGCUGACGAACCUCCGUACAAGUCUUAAUCCCAUGUAUCUACAACGUGACGCGUCGACAGCUUCCCUCGACGCGGAUGUCGCGAGGGAUUCUCUCACGAAUUCAGGGACGAAUACUGCUUUGUGA
Messenger RNA from Microbotryum saponariae, 3257 nucleotides. NCBI's taxonomy places the organism in Eukaryota, Fungi, Basidiomycota, Microbotryomycetes, Microbotryales, Microbotryaceae. The record is from the annotation of a GenBank genome assembly.